Neltuma alba is the source of this 1327-nucleotide messenger RNA. RefSeq lists its product as uncharacterized. Gene Ontology annotation, molecular function: metalloendopeptidase activity; ATP-dependent peptidase activity; ATP binding. The transcript has 7 exons. The coding region runs from base 73 to 1080 and encodes 335 amino acids. NCBI's taxonomy places the organism in Eukaryota, Viridiplantae, Streptophyta, Magnoliopsida, Fabales, Fabaceae. The record is from RefSeq and is a predicted model, not a curated record. Gene Ontology annotation, biological process: proteolysis.
ACCUUUUCCGGAGAAAACACUCCGAUGUUGGACAUGAGACAGUAAUUUCCUCGUAAAUAAGCUUUUCAUCAAAUGGGUACUCUGCAGUAUGUGGGUGUGACCUUGUCAUGUCCCAAGCGACUGAAACUAAAGGCCUUUGCAUCAAGGGCAAGAUGCUCCGCUGAAGUUGGGGUUUCGCGGCGACAAUUACUCCAGCAAUUAGACAAGGAACUUGCAAAUGGGGAUGAUAGAGCUGCACUCGCACUUGUCAAGGAUUUGCAGGGCAAGCCUGGUGGGCUUCGAUGUUUCGGUGCAGCAAGGCAGGUGCCUCAAAGACUUUACACCUUGGAUGAAUUGAGGUUGAAUGGAAUAGAAGCACCGUCUCUAUUAUCACCGGUGGAUGCAACUCUUGGUUCUAUAGAAAGAAAUCUACAGAUUGCUGCUAUUUUGGGAGGGCUUGCUGCAUGGAAUGCCAUUGGACUUACCCCGCAAGAAGUCUUCUAUGCUGCGCUGGGUUUGCUAUUUCUUUGGACCCUAGACUCGGUCUCUUUCUACGGAGGACUUGGAAACUUGCUUCUUGAUACAGUUGGUCACACCUUCAGUCAGAAGUACCACAACAGGGUCAUUCAACAUGAAGCCGGUCAUUUCUUAAUCGCCUAUCUGGUAGGAAUUCUUCCCAAGGGAUAUACACUUACUAGCUUGGAUGCUCUGAAGAAGGAGGGAUCUCUCAAUGUUCAAGCAGGGACUGCCUUUGUGGAUUUGGAGUUUGUUGAAGAAGUUAAUACGGGAAAAGUAUCUGCUACUACAUUAAACAGAUUUUCAUGUAUAGCCCUGGCUGGUGUUGCAACCGAGUAUCUUAUAUAUGGAAUCGCUGAAGGAGGUCUGGAUGACAUAAGAAAGUUGGAUUCAUUGCUUAAAAGUCUGGGCUUCACACAGAAGAAAGCAGAUUCUGAAGUCAGAUGGUCUGUCCUAAAUACGGUCCUGCUCUUGCGUCGACAUGAAGGAGCUCGUGCUAAGCUUGCUGAGGCCAUGUCCUCGGGAAAAUCUGUAGGGUCCUGCAUUGAAGUCAUAGAGAAUUCCAUUGAUGUCUCAGAUAUGUGAUUGAAAUUGUGUCUGUAUGUAGUUGCAGCUGAAGGCAAUUUCAUUCAAUUCAGUUACUUCUGUUGCAAGGUCUUAUGUAUGGAUGGAUCGCUCAGGGGGGAGGGUAGGCGAUCGGAUAGGCACAACACAAUAGUGAAUAGAUAGCAGACUACAUAAAAUAGUUUCCAUUUUGCAUACUCAACCAGAAAUGUAGAUUUUCCUUUUUUUGGAAUAAAAAGCUUACAAGAUUUGAAGGAACAAGUUAAAA